Messenger RNA from Haliotis rufescens (red abalone), 5315 nucleotides. RefSeq names its product MMS19 nucleotide excision repair protein homolog. Lineage: Eukaryota; Metazoa; Mollusca; Gastropoda; Lepetellida; Haliotidae. The coding region runs from base 17 to 3100 and encodes 1027 amino acids. Gene Ontology annotation, cellular component: cytosolic [4Fe-4S] assembly targeting complex. The transcript has 26 exons. Gene Ontology annotation, biological process: iron-sulfur cluster assembly. The record is from RefSeq and is a predicted model, not a curated record.
ACUGCCGUAUUGAAAGAUGGCGGCGCCCAUGUGGAGCAUAUCUGUUCAAAAUUUUGUUCGUGGAAACGAUGACUCUGCGGCGUCAGACAUCAGUCAGUUACUGUUGAAGAAUGAAGCCAAGCUACUGGAGAUUGUGGAGGGAUUAGGGAAGUACCUUACUGACCCUGACACCAGCGUACGUUGUCGAGGAACAAGGCUGUUGGCAGACAUCUUACACCAUCUCACCCCAGACUUCCUACAGGAUAAAGAAGUGGAGUUGCUGGCUGCGUAUCUGUGUGAGAAGCUGACUGAUCAUCACUCCAUCCAACCAUGUGCUCUCAACGGCCUUCUUGCCCUGAGCAAGUGUAGUGAACCACCAGAUGGCGUGGCAGAGAAAAUAUGUCGACAGAUUUUCAAAGAAGUCCAGAAUCAAACUCUGGCGCAGGAAGAUCGGCGAUCUUUGUACAUCCUCCUGUCCAACAUGCUGUACAAGAAGCUGCCAGAGCUGCAGAAGAUGGAGGGGGACUUUGUGUGUGGGUACAUCCAGGCGAUGGAUGCAGAGAGAGACCCCCGCAAUCUCAUCAUCGCCUUCCAGCUUGCCCAGACGGUCAUCAGGAACUUCCCUCUAGGAGUGUUUGUGGAGGAGAUGUUUGAGGUAACUUCCUGUUACUUCCCGAUCGAUUUUAACCCGUCUGCAAAAGACCCAGGCGGUAUUACCCGGGGGGAUCUGAUCAGCGCACUCCGUGGCUGUAUGACAGCCUCCCCCAAGUUCGGACAGUACUGUCUGCCACUCCUCAUAGAGAAAAUCUCCUCCGACAUUCAGAGUGCCAAAAUUGAUUCACUAGAGACCCUUGCCGUGUGCUGUGAUGUGUAUGGGACAGAGUGCGUCAAUGAGUUCACAGGGACUCUGUUGUCGUGUAUCAAGAGAGAGGUGUUCUCUGGUGACUCUGAAGAACUCAUCAAGGCAGCGCUGUCUGCCCUCACAGCCAUAGUGAAAACAUUGUCACUAGGAGUCACUGAGAGGGUGUCCAAAACAUACAUGUCUGAAUUUCUGCAAGAAAUAUUCAAAGAGUGUAAGCGGUACUUGCUAGAGCCCGAUCUUCGCCUGAUCUCGCCCACUUGUAAGCUGCUUCAGUCCGUGGCACAGGCAUCUGACCCUGCAUGCUGGACAGUGCUGACAACCGUCAUUCCAACACUGCUGGAGCAGUACGCCACUCACAACCAGAAUAAUCAGAGAAGGGUUAUCCUGGAUAAUCUGAAGGGUUUCCUGGAGGCCAGUGGAUCGUUCACCUACACUGAUGAAGCUCCCAGCCCACUGAUGGAGUUCAAGGCUCCUGUAGUUGAAGUACUGGCUGCUGCUGUUGAGGAUUCCUCCCCGUCGCUGAGGUUGUCAGCAGUGCAGAUGCAGAGGAUGCUGCUGUCCCUGACGGGGGUUCUGAGUGGAGAUGAGGUGGUGCAGUUGGGACACCAGGUGGUCAAACACCUCCUGUCAGACUCUGACACCAGCAUCAGAGCUGAAUGUGUCUCCACUCUCCAGACCAUCACUUGUCUUAAUGUGGAAGUCAUGAAAAAUAAGAUGCUGCCGCAAAUAAUCUCACAUUUGCAAAAUGAGCCCAUGGAGACCAACGCUCCCUGUACAUUUGUACCGACCAAGGAGUACCUUCUGACAACACUGACGUCGCUGGCUACACACAUCAGUGUCGUGCAGGUCGUUGCUAUGGAGAUCAUGCGCUUCCUCACAAGUCCGACUGACAACCUGUCCCUAGUGUCUGCCAAGUGUCUGAGUGCUCUUGCCCGAGAUCAUCGAUCCCACCAGGAGAUUGUGGCCUAUGUGUAUGAGACAGUGCUGAAGCAGGUGCUCUUGGUGCUUCUCCAGGGAGCAGACGGUCAGGGAGCAGACGGUCAGGGAGCAGACGGUAGGGGAGCAGACGGCUCAGAUGGGGACUGCGGGGGAGUCAGUGAUGAGGUUGUGACAGAGCUUGCCAAAGUCUUCAGAUACACAGUUGGCUCCCUGGACAGAAGGAAAGCUGAGGAGCUGUUGCAGACCGUGUGUGAACUGUUGGUCCGGGGCAACAUGGCUGUGAUACCAAGAGCAGACAUCAAAUCUGACAGCUUCAAACCGCUGCAGCACACGUCUCCUCCUGGUCAGACUCGGCUGGUGGCUGUACUCAUGGCAGUGUUGUGCUCGCUACCCAGGGAGACACAGAUCCCAGAGGUGAUGACACUGCUACAGUCCCUGCUGCAACUGUGUCGCGAGUCGGGGCACAGCUUCACGCAGAUCUGCACAACCAAAUGUUGUGCUGGCCUUGUGAACAAACUCCCAGCAGAUGACAGCCUUGAGUCUUUCAUAAAGAAGACCCGAGACGUACUGACCUGUGACCUUGAACUCUCACCUCCCAAUCCUAGUCGUGAAAAAGCCCUGAAUAUUUGGGUGUGGCUCUCGAAGGCACUUGUACUGCGGGGACACUCUGAGGCCAACAUCUUCAUCCAGAAGUUGAUAUCUCUCCUGGACGACCCUGACCUUGGCGUAUCUGCUGCUAACGGCUUCCUGACGAUUGUGUCUGACCAUGACGAUGUGAUGACCUGCGAGAUGUCAGCCAUUAUCCAGCUAUUCUACAGACAGAAGCUGUUUAUUCAGAAUAUAGCUGUGCUUACAGACAAGUUCAGGUCUGUCAGUAAAGAUGCGAAGUCCUGUUACCUCAUGGCCAUCUCCCACCUGCUGAGGUUCCUGCCUAAACAGGUGCUGCUGGCCGAGGUGAAGGCUCUGAUGCCAAUCAUGAUGCAGUCAUUGUCGUGUGCGGAGCCUGACCUCCUGACCUCAACCUUGACCAAGGUCACCGAGCUCACAAGUGAUGCCCCUGAAAUCAUCACCAAAUAUAUAGACACGCUGGUGCCUCAACUUCUCAAACUGACAACAAAUUCCGCUUCCAUGCGAGUUAGAAUAGCAGCUCUGCAGUGCCUCAACUGCCUGACGGUGCUGCCUAGUCAUGUGACCUUGACCCUCAAGUCAAAGGUCACAAAGUCACUGCAGAGUACACUUGACGACAAGAAGAGACUCGUCAGACGACAAGCUGUCGUCACACGGGGAAACUGGUUUCUGAUUGGAGAACCAGGCAAGUGACCCACCAAGCGAUCCAGUAGACCAAAUCAAGAAUCACCUUAGCAUAUCCCAGAGUGGACAGGAGUAUAACGUGUAUAUCUGUGGAAUAGUGUGUGAGCAUGUGGACAUUAGUACAACUUUACACGGAGCUGAGAAAGAAAUUUGAAUGAACAAUGAUCUGUUGUCGCUGUUCAUCUGUGUGGGGUCUGGCUAUACACCUGUAUGUAUCUGUGUGGGGUCUGGCUAGAUUGUUCUGCAAGACAACAGGCUACAACAGGGUAAACAGCAAGACAAGCUAAACUAAUACUGCGCACAUGACAACAUAUUUAGAUACUUUUUCUAAAAGUAAUAACCUUAAAUGUCAGUUUUUAUGUUAUUCAAGAAUUUUAACAAACAAAUUGUACACAAAGAAAUAAUGACUCAGUAAUAACACAAGAUAGUUGAUGCAGCAUUAUGCAAUAUUCACUCGCAAUCUCAUUAACGUCAGAUGUUUCACCUCCAAUAGUAUACCUCUCUGCAUUCUGAGAUCUGAGGUCACCUGUAUAGAAGGUUGCUUUAAGAGAAUCCUGUCACACCUUCAACUUGUGUUGCAAUGUAACUGAAAGAUGUGUGGACGCUUGAGCAAAACAGAUGUCAGCUCUCUCAAAUGAUUUGUCCUCAUAUCUUUGCCACCUUGAUUUGUAAAUUUCAAGUUAACAAAAGCAAACCCAUCCAGGACAGAACUAUGUAGGGCUGGGACGUGUAACUCGGGUACUCGGGUCGGGUGGGUACUGAGUAGGACCCAGGUACCCACAGGACUACCCGGACCCGUGGUUAGUCACGUGAUAUAUUGUUUAAAGACAAAAAGUAUCUAAAACGCUGUGGUUACACUACAAGUCACUAUUGUUCCCAUUUCUUUCUGACUGUGCACCCAUUCCUUUCCCAAUUUUAUAUAUUGGAAUAAAGAUCAAACUUCAUGCAGUAAACUUCAGUGAAUGCAUGACCAGAUCGUGUUAUACGUGUAUCUAAAUACAUUUUGCCAGGGCAGACUUUUCCUAAUGAGACAUUUUGUACCUGUCUCAUGAGACCUACAGCAGGUACUCGGGUAGGGCCGAGUAAUAGGGGGUUGGGUACCCAGGUAGGGUUGGGUAAUAGGGGGGUGGGUACCCGGGUAGUAGAUUUGGACUCGUCCCAGCCCUAGAACUAUGACUUUGAUACAUGUAGUUCACCAUUUUGAGUGCAGAAGCUAAAAAACAAUAGGAUGUCUAAAAUAUCAACACUAAUGUGCAGCAUCCAUUAUGUAUAUUCUGGAAACAUCGUUCUAGUUCCAUUUCGAGAAACAGAAAUCAGCUAUGCCAGUCUGAAUGCUUUAUACUGAGAAGUUAGAGGCCUUGAUUGGCUGACCAAGUUCCUAUGGAGGUGACCUCGUAUCUUCAUAUCAAAGCAAAAGGUCUGAUUUUAGUGAGAUUGUAUUCACUCACUCACUCACUCAAUCACUCACUCACUCACUCACUCAAUCACUCACUCACUCACUGAUUAUAGUUUAUGCCAGGAUUGUUCUUGUUUAGUUCCCUUUACACAGAUGUGUGUGAAUAUUGUUCCAGGGGCUCCGUGGCCUGUUGUUACCAUGGCAAUAACACACAAGGAGCGCUCCAAUGUCUGCCUGCUGCAUUAUCUGUAGAAUACAAAUACAGUUAGCACCCUACCAUGCUCUGGGGUUUCACUGAAGUGGUAAACAUCUGAGACCUGCAUCACUUCAGGCUUUCCUCCCACAUUAAGCUGACACGCAGUGAUAUAACUUGAAUACUGUAAAAAGCAGACUUAAUUUCUCUGACUUCAACUCACUCCCUCCCUCCAUUGAAUACAGCAUACAGGCUGUGUGUGGUGAUGGUGCGGUUUGCACUAUAGGUGAAGGCUUUACCAUAUUCACAACACUGAAUCGUGUACACAUGGAAGCUGAUAAGGUGAACUGUGAGGCUCUCUAGAUGCUAACAUAUAGGGCCGUUUGAAUCAUUGAACAAAGUCAAUUGUAGCAGGCACCUUUAAUUAAACUGAUAAGAAACAAUAGAAUUUAUUACCUUCCAUUUUCAUAACACUAUCAGAAGUUCAAACAAGGAAAUCUCCAACUGUAUUAGGGGGGCACGGGUGGCCCAGUCGUCCAAGGCGCUGCGAUUCCCUGUGCAGAAACCUUUGAUUGUGGGUUCGAAUCCCGGUUGGCCCCGAUUAUGUUUUUAGGUUUGUCAGCACCAUACCUGUG